Cucurbitaria berberidis CBS 394.84 is the source of this 4120-nucleotide messenger RNA. RefSeq lists its product as uncharacterized. The transcript is spliced from 5 exons. Gene Ontology annotation, molecular function: histone acetyltransferase activity. Bases 459 to 3632 code for a protein of 1057 amino acids. Lineage: Eukaryota; Fungi; Ascomycota; Dothideomycetes; Pleosporales; Cucurbitariaceae. The record is from RefSeq and is a predicted model, not a curated record. Gene Ontology annotation, biological process: regulation of DNA-templated transcription.
CAUUUCAGACGGGCGAAUUUCAUCUCCCACGCACUCUACAGACGAGCUACAAUUAUUCCCCGUGUCGCCCAGCAUCCCACUUUCAUACGAACCGCAAACAUUGGCACCUUUGCGCCUCGACACGCCCCAAUAAUUGCGCGUGGCUGCGACGGCACACCACCACCUCCCCCACUGCCACCCACAACGCGACUGCGAGCCUCCGACAUCACACGCUGGCGCCUUUGGGCCUUACGAAGCUACGUCACGACCCAGAUACACGAUAUUGACGCGGUGGACGGUUUCACGGGUUACCACAACGCGCUACGACUCCCGCACGACGCGACGAGAAGCGCUACAUGAAUACGCCGCCAAAGUACCUACUACUCUUCACGCGGCCGAUGUGAUAGAGGUCCUACUACACCUGGGUUGUGACACUGGCGUUUCUGGCAUCCAAACUGGCGGCUGUCGUCUCCUUCGCCAUGGCGGAGCCCGCCCGGCUCAUGGGCCAAGCCGCAAGCAACACCGACCAGGACGACAUGGAUGUGGAUGGAGAAUACGAAAUGGACGAUGCGGAAUAUGAGCAACCUCCCGCUGAGGACAACAAUCCAGAUGCAAAUGGCCACACAACUGAUGCAGAAGGCUCAGAUGUCGAUGCCGAGGGCGAGGAGGUAGACGACGACGAGGACGAAGCUGAGCCUGUUGGCGCUGUCAAGAUAGCCCUGCGGAGGCGCACAGCUUUCGACGACGAGGAAGACGACGACGACGACGACGACGAGGAUGACGCCGUAGGAGAUUCGUCCUCAGAUGCCAAAACUAGCGACAGCGAGCACGCAUCAAGCAGCGCCGAAUCUGAAGGGGAGCACCCAUGGCAGGCCGAGAGCGACGGCGAAGAGAAGGCAGAAGUCGCAACAUCAUAUACCAUGGCGUGCACAUACUGCAAUAAGGACGAGGAUAACGAUCCAAGUCCAGAGUUUGAAGAAUAUCUCGCAUGCGUCGAGUGUGGGGAGAAUGCACAUCGGCAAUGCGCCCGCGCCGCUAAUACGCUUAGUCCCGAUGACGACGUAGAGCAUUGGCGCUGCACGGCCUGCAUUCAAGAUGAUCUUCAUGCCGAAAAAGAGUCAGAACAGGCCCGUAAGAGUCGUAGGCAAUCAUCCUUACCCAAGCUCACCAAGGAGUUACUGCCUGCGCAUCGUGGCGUAGACCCAGCAGGACACUCUAUUUUCAAAGAGCUAAUCCUCCCCGAUGAACCAGCAGAUGGAACAAGAUCGCUACGUCACAAACGUAAAUCAUCACAUGAAGAUGAGCUUCCACUCCCGCCAAGGCAAACAAGAAAAAAGCGGAGACCUUCAGAAGCCUCCAAAUCGGAAGCGGGACCAUCAGUAGCUGCAUCCUCGCCCCGACCGCCUUCGAGAAGUGUCCGAAGUAUCCGUAGUGUCAUGACAGAUGGCCACGAAAGCGAGGGUGAUGCGGAGCCUUCUGGCUCCGACCAAGAGGCUUCCCGCUUACGUUCAUCGCGCGCACGCCGUGGACAGCCUAAGAGGACUGACAAACGGCCACUCGCUUGGAUCGAAGAAUCUCAAGGUCUCAGCUUGAUCAUCGUCUUUCACCUUAACAACGAGAAAGUGCAAAAGAUCGUCACGUCUAAGCCGAAAAAGAAGACUCUCACCCUAGAACAGGAGAGACAGGAACGACGGCGAGAGAGGGAUAGGGAACGGCGCGAACGCAAUCGUCGGGCUGCACAAGCUGCAAGAGAAUCCCCAGAAGUGUCUCACUAUCCGACCAUACACGCUCAACAUCCUACACCGUUCCAGGGCUUCACAGACAGGGAGCCAGACGAGACCAAGAGCAAGCCAUACGGUGGUGUCCUCUCCGAGGCUGAUGCUGAUACCUCGAAGACAUACCCUUCACAAGCUGACAGGAAGCGGUUUGAAGAGGCUCGCAUAAAAGCGGAAGAAGCUUGGAAAGAGAAGCAGACUGCCCUCUACGCUCAUUUAGAACCUGCGAAACUAUCGAAGCAACCAACUGCUGCAAGUAAAAUCAAGUGUGUCAAUUUUGGUGGAUGGGAGAUUGACACCUGGCACGCGGCGCCUUAUCCAGAGGAAUAUAGCAAGAACAGGGUGCUAUAUAUUUGCGAAUUUUGUCUCAAGUAUAUGAAUUCUGACUACGUCGCAUGGCGACAUAAGCUUAAAUGCCCCGCGAAGCACCCUCCAGGUGACGAGAUUUAUCGCGACGGCAAAUACUCCUUCUUUGAGGUGGACGGCCGAAAGAACCCCGUCUACUGUCAAAACCUCUGCCUACUCGCCAAGCUGUUUCUCGGGUCCAAAACGCUAUACUACGAUGUUGAACCGUUCCUCUUCUACGUCAUGACCGAAAACGACAAUUACGGCUGUCAUUUCGUUGGCUAUUUUUCGAAGGAGAAGCGGCCCAGCUCGCUCAACAACGUCUCGUGUAUCCUUGUGCUACCUAUUCACAUGCGCAAAGGCUACGGACAAUACCUGAUCGAAUUCUCUUAUCUUCUCACACGCGUCGAGAGGAAGACGGGAAGUCCUGAGAAGCCGCUUAGUGACAUGGGUCUGGUAAGUUAUCGGAAGUACUGGCGACUCGUUCUAUGCGAAGAACUACUGCAGCAGAAAGGACCGAUCAGCAUCUCAGCUAUAUCAGAUCGUACUGGUAUGACGCCUGAUGACAUUGUGUCAGCUUUGGAAGGCUUGCGUGCUCUCGUGCGCGAUCCUGUCACAAAGAAGUACGCACUACGAUUGGACCUCAAUUACUUCAAGCAGUACAUGGAGAAGUGCAACGCUGCAGGCAACCCAAAGAUCGAUCAAGAAUGCCUCGUCUGGACGCCGUAUGUCAUGGGGCGCCUAGGCCAAUACGAAGACGGACCCGCACUGCAGACAGUACAGCAACGUGAUGAGGUUGAAGAAGAGGACAAGCCAGUACCGGAAGAGGGCGUGCAGAUGGACAUGGCUGCCAAAGCCAAUGGCACGGGCGACGAGGCCGACCCAGCCAUGCCUGACCUACAUGCAGAAGAGUCACUGAACGGCGGCUCGCCUGCACCUGGCACACCGCUUGCGAAUGGCAGUACUGAAGCUCUUGCCGGCUCACAGAUGGAUGAACCUUCCAUCCCACCUUCACGCUACGAGAUCUUCCCUCCUGUCCCUGGACAGCCCGCGCAGAAACGCCGGCCAGGACGACCAUUUGGUGCGCGACGGCGCACCAGCACGCCAAAUCGUGUACGCAACACAUCGCUGUCUAUUCAUACAGCCCCUAUAUCGAAAAUGCAGCUUUCACCCAGUAGAGGUGCGAAAUCAUCACCCCUUAUAAACGGCAAUCUUACCCCGAGUACGAUUCCACUUCGACGGACGAGGAGCAGACUAGCCGAGAGCGUCACGAAUGGUGAUGACGUUGAUGAAGGAGACGCUGUCAAAGCCGUCAUUAUUAACGGGCGAAGAAGCACCAGGAGCUCUGCUAGUUCGCUGGGUAGUCCACGCAACGGCAAAGAUCUGAAGGGCAAGGGGAAAGCAAUGGUUGUUGAGGUUGAGGAAGCACAGGAUGAGGAUAUUGAUGCAGACGGCGAUUACGAUGAAGAUGGCGACAUGGACAUCGAUGCGGAAGGCGAAGAAGACGAUGACAUUGUCAUGGCGAAUGCUUGAUCUGGUCGCCUAACUCCUACUCUACUUUCACGACAUGAAAAGAAACGCGCAAACCCAUGUUGGCGUUCAGGGUUCUCGCGUGCUCCCCCUAUAUUGGAGAGCGGCAUUUUUUUCGCUUGAGUGGGCUGCUUGUUCGGCCUCCUCUGUAGUUUUACUUUUUUUCAAUAUUGCACUUAGGGAGAUACCUUGGGAAACGGGGAGUUUAUCAAUGCUCCAUACUUCAAUUCUAUCUAUUACGGAACCCCACUUUUUGAACUUCUCCGUCCCAUCAUGGAAAUCUCGCUACUGGCGGAAGUCAGCUAUUUCCUAUACACAUGUAAUGCAGUUUUUUUUUCUGGCCCACAACACCGUACAUCCAUGUUUGUCAUUCGGCAUGUACUAUUCCUCCGCCUCCGUCGCCCCCCGUAUAACAACCUAAGCCUAAACCACCUCUUAGCCUUACCCUACCGCACUAGCGUAGCAAUAUAGAUUAAGUGCCUGUCAGCUUA